Messenger RNA from Pediculus humanus corporis (human body louse), 1161 nucleotides. RefSeq names its product major sperm protein, putative. The record is from RefSeq and is a predicted model, not a curated record. The coding region runs from base 1 to 1161 and encodes 386 amino acids. The transcript is spliced from 6 exons. NCBI's taxonomy places the organism in Eukaryota, Metazoa, Arthropoda, Insecta, Psocodea, Pediculidae.
AUGAACAAAAACAAGAUUGAUGUUCAAGAUUUAAGAAGCCAAUUUUUUGAAAAAUUGGAAAGUGCAGAUUCUGACAUUUUUCACCCUGCUGAUAUCAACAGGGUAAAAACAGAUGAUGCAUAUUUGAGGAGAUUUUUAAUGCACCAUGAUGGUAAUCUUGAUGGUGCUCUUAAUAUGCUUUGGGAUGCUUGUGAAUGGAGAAAAAAAUUUGGUACCAAUGAUAUAUCGGAAAAAAAUGUUAACAAAGAGAUUUUAGAACUAGGCAGUGUUUUUCCAUUUGGAAAAGACAAAGAUGGUAAAACUUUACUUGUAUUCAAAUCUAAACAUCAUUAUAAAGGAGCUUUCGAUUUUGAGGAUCAUAAAAAGUGUUUGGUUUAUUGGAUGGAAAGAUUGGAAAGGCAAGAAAAUGGUGAAAUGAUAUCAUUAUUUUUCGACAUGGAAGGUGCUGUAAUGGCAAAUAUGGAUAUGGAUUAUACAAAAUACAUUAUAAGCUUGUUUAAAAAUUAUUAUCCAUAUUUUUUGAAUUACAUAAUAAUUUUCGAGAUGGCAUGGGUGUUAAAUGCCGUGUUUAGAGUAAUAAAAACUUUACUUCCUCCGAAAGCGGUAGAAAAAAUGAAAUUUGUUAAUAAAUCAAAUGUGAAAGAUUAUGUUAAUCCAGAUUUUGCAUUAAAAUCAUGGGGAGGUAAAGAUUCUUUUACGUAUCAUUUUGAACCGGAACAAAAAAGUGGAAUGAGUUCACUAUCGAGCGGAGAUGAAAACAAAAAAAAAGUUCAUUUCGCAGACACUCCUUUAAAAUCGGAUCAAGAAAAAUCGCCAUCAUCAUCGUCAAUGCCUAAUUCUAAUACUGGAUGUUUAACCACAUCUGAUGUAAUGAUGUUUAAUAAUGAAGGUAGUGAAGUGACUAGUUCCAUAUUACUCAAAAAUGAUGAUACACAGUCAAUAUCAUUCAAAAUUAAAACAACUUCUCCUGAAAAAUUUAGAGUCAGGCCUAGUUUUGGCACCCUAGCUCCAGGUGCAAAUACCGCAGUUAGCGUUGUACUUUUACCAGGCUACCUUAUACAGAGUAUUCAGAGAGAUAAAUUUUUAGUUAUGAGUAUACCUAUAGAACACACUGAAAUGACACAGCAAGAAAUAAAUGAUUUGUGGAAGGCAAGUCGAUAA